GCUCCAGCUGCACCAAGACAUGCGUGGACAGAUGGAGGGGCCUCACCAGCGUGAGAUGCAGAGCGUGAUGCAGCGGCUGCAACAAACUGAACAGGCGCUCGAGCAGCUGAACAUCACCUUGGAUAGCUUCUGGGAGGAGGUGGCUGCCAUCAGCGACCUCUCCACUGAGAUGCAAG
This is a messenger RNA of Symbiodinium pilosum, 176 nucleotides long. The record is from the annotation of a GenBank genome assembly. Lineage: Eukaryota; Dinophyceae; Suessiales; Symbiodiniaceae.